Messenger RNA from Ziziphus jujuba (common jujube), 1068 nucleotides. RefSeq lists its product as uncharacterized. Lineage: Eukaryota; Viridiplantae; Streptophyta; Magnoliopsida; Rosales; Rhamnaceae. Gene Ontology annotation, molecular function: nucleic acid binding; RNA-DNA hybrid ribonuclease activity. The record is from RefSeq and is a predicted model, not a curated record. The coding region runs from base 1 to 1068 and encodes 355 amino acids. The transcript has a single exon.
AUGAUUGCAUUAAAGAAGGCCAUGGAAAUUGGAGGAAACUUUGGAAACUUAAAAGUCCACGAACGUCUCAAGAUAUUCCUUUGGAGAGUCAUGGCUAAAGUUAUUCCCACCCGAGAGGUUAUUUUCAACAAGAUAGGAAAAGGAGAUCAAUGUUGUGUUUUUUGUGGAGUAGAGAUUGAAACAUCUUUUCAUAUCUUCAAGGAAUGUCACAGUAUUCGAAGGCUUGCCUUUGCAAGCAAAUGUGGCUGCAGGCUGGACAGUUGGGAGGUUUCUAAUAUAGAAGAACUUAUGGACUUUUGUUUUGAUCCUAAGCCAGAAGCUUGUUUCCGGAACAUGGAGGGUAGAUCAAUUUCAAUUUUCCUUGCCACUCUUUUGUAUGCUGCCUGGAACCAUAGGAAUGAGAAGAUUUUCUCCAAGAACUUCUGUAGCAGGAAUGUUGUGUUUCGUUUCAAUCGGUCGAUGGAAGAGUUUUUGGCCUCAGGGGAAGCAAAAACGGAUUCCUCCCAUUUUCUCAAGGAAAACUGGAAAGCCCCUCCGGAGGGUUGGUGGAAGAUCAACGUGGACGCUGCUUAUAUCAAUGGCCAAGCAAGAAUUGCUUUCGUUUCCAGACAUUGUAAAGGAAAUCUUCUUUCUCUUGCAUCUAAGGUGAUUAGCUAUAAUUCUCAUUUGGAAGUCGAACUUAAAGCUAUCGUCUGGGCAGCAAAUUUAGCAGCUAAUUGGAAUCAAAACAAGAUUUGCUGGUCUUCUCACUCUUCUUUGGUGGUCAAGGGCAUAUAUGAUUUGGAGGAUCAUGUAGUUUGGACUACCAGAAACGAUUUCAUUCUUCUGAGGUCUUGUUUUGCCAAUUUCAACUGGUAUAUCUCUUGCACCUCUAGGUCCUCCAAUAAGGCUGCAGACUUUCUUGCAAAAAAAGCUUUACAUGACAACUUGCUGUUUGAAUGUUAUGGUUGUUUUGAUUCUCUUCCAAGAGAACUGCUUGGAGUGGCCUCUCUUUAUAAAUCCUUCUUUAUGGAGGCUUUUUGUGCCUUUGGCAAUAAAUUUCUAUUUACCAAAAAAACCCCACUGUAA